AUGGACACAGCAAUUGACCUCUCCGACGCCUCCAAGGCCCUAGACCUCGCCAACAUCCGCUUCCAGCUCAUCCGCCUAGAAGACACAAUCACCUUCCACCUCAUCGAGCGCGUACAAUUCCCCCUCAACAAAACAAUCUACGUCCGCGGCGGCGUCAAGAUCCCCAAUGAGCAAGUCAGCCUGAUGGAGUAUCUCCUCCGCGAGACCGAACGCCUGCAGUCGCGCGUCCGCCGCUACGAGUCCCCCGACGAGUACCCUUUCUUCCCGGGCGCGCUGGAAAAGCCCAUCCUGCAACCGCUCGACUACCCCAAGAUCCUGCACGACAACGACGUCAACGUCAACGAGACCAUCAAGACCCGGUACGUCGAGGACAUCCUGCCCGCGAUCUGCCCGCAGUUCGACGGGCGCGAGGACCGCGGCGAGACGCAGGAGAACUACGGGUCUGCGGCGACCUGCGAUGUGAGUUGCUUGCAGGCGCUGUCGCGGCGGAUCCACUUUGGGAAGUUUGUGGCCGAGUCGAAGUUCCAGAAGGAGACCGAGCGCUUUGUGAAGCUUAUUAAGGCGGAGGAUCGCAAGGGCAUUGACGAGGCGAUUACCGAUUCCAAGGUUGAGCAGAAGGUGUUGGAGAGAUUGGCGCUCAAGGCGAAGACUUAUGGUACGGAUCCGGCGUUCGCUGAGCAGUCGGGGCCUAAGAUCGAUGUUCAUGCUGUGCAGACUAUGUACAAGGAAUACGUUAUCCCUCUGACCAAGGUCGUGGAGGUCGAGUACCUGAUGCAGCGCCUGAAGGGCACGCAAUGGGAGUAA
Messenger RNA from Aspergillus mulundensis, 804 nucleotides. RefSeq names its product chorismate mutase ARO7. Gene Ontology annotation, molecular function: chorismate mutase activity. Gene Ontology annotation, cellular component: cytoplasm. Gene Ontology annotation, biological process: aromatic amino acid biosynthetic process; chorismate metabolic process. NCBI's taxonomy places the organism in Eukaryota, Fungi, Ascomycota, Eurotiomycetes, Eurotiales, Aspergillaceae. The coding region runs from base 1 to 804 and encodes 267 amino acids. The transcript has 3 exons. The record is from RefSeq and is a predicted model, not a curated record.